CAGAGCAGACACACAUUCACCGAGAUGUUGUCUACAGCUCGGUGACUGGGUUAGUCAGAGCACUAAACAUGUAAUUUCACGAUUUACGUUAGCGUUAUGUUCCUGGUCGAGUUGUCAUGUCAGUGUAAAUAUGGAAGUCCAACACUAAUAAUCUUUUAGCAUCGCAGGAAUAAUGUCCUUACAUUACUGUGCUGGUGUUAAAUCAAUAUGAGGUGUAACCAGUGAUAUGGAAUACGAUGAGAGACUCGCUCGCUUCCGCCAGGGUCAUGUCAACCCCUUUGAUAGGGACGAAAACGAUGGCACUACAGACAAGAAGGAAAUCCCUCCGAAACAUGAGGUAAGGCCGGAGCUGUUCUCCACAGAGACCAAAAGCCAAAGCUCCGACCGGGCCAUGGAUCUGGGGCUGGCUGAGGACCACUUCUCUCGGCCGGUGGCUUCUUUUGUGGCCUCGGAUAUAGAGCAGCUAAAGCAGGCUAUAGAGGAGUGUAAGAGGCUGAUCUUGGAGCUACCAGAGCACUCAGAGAGACAGAAGGACACUGUGGUCAAACUCAUUCAUCUGCGCCUCAAACUACAGGAACUGAAGGACCCAGAAGAGGAUGAGCCCAACCUGCAGAUUCUACUAGAACAUCGCUUCUCUAAGGAGAAGAGCAAGAGUGUCAAACAGACAUGUGACAAGUGUAGCACCAUCAUCUGGGGACUCAUUCAAACAUGGUACACCUGCACAGGGUGUUACUACCGUUGCCAUAGUAAGUGUAUGAACCUCAUUACUAAGCCAUGUGUGAGGUCUAAGGUGAGUCACCAGUCAGAGUAUGAACUGAACAUCUGCCCAGAGAUUGGCUUGGACAAACAGGACUACAGGUGUGCCGAAUGCAGAGCCCCGAUCUCGCUCAGAGGCGUGCCUAGCGAGGCGAGGCAGUGUGACUACACUGGCCAGUACUACUGCAGCAGCUGCCACUGGAAUGAUACCGCUAUCAUCCCUGCUCGUGUCAUCCACAACUGGGAGUUUGAGUCUAAGAAGGUUUGCCGGUCAUCCAUGCGUUAUCUGGCUCUUAUGAUCUCCCGGCCUGUGCUGAAACUGAAGGAGAUAAACCCACUACUCUUUAACUUUGUGGAGGAAUUGGUGGAAAUCAGGAAGCUGCGUCAGGACAUCUUGCUGAUGAAGCCCUACUUUAUCACCUGUAAAGAGGCUAUGGAGGCCAGACUGCUGCUGCAGCUUCAAGAUCGGCAGCACUUUGUGGAGAAUGAUGACAUGUACAGUUUACAGGACCUGAUUGAUAUCUCCAGCGGUCGUCUCAGCUGCUCUCUCACUGAGAUUCACACCACCUUCGCCAAACACAUCAAACUGGACUGUGAGAGAUGCCAAGCCAAAGGUUUCGUAUGCGAACUCUGUAAGGAGGGUGACAUUCUUUUCCCGUUUGACAGCCACACCUCUGUGUGUCAUGACUGCUCCGCUGUUUUCCACAGAGACUGUUACUAUGACAACUCUACGACGUGUCCACGGUGUGCCAGAAUGACGGAACGUAAGCAAGAGGAGCCGGUGGAGCUGUAGCGCAGCAGGCUGACAGUGGUGCGGAUUGUCACUGUGACAGCACUAGAUGCAGUGCUAAAACUGACACUAUGAGCAUGCUUACUUUACAGGACUAGAGCAUGUCUGGCUCUUCUGUAUAUUUGGCCUCUCUUUAUUUGUUGUCUUAAUUGUUGUCUUGUGCUUUUGUGCCAUGCUUGCAUCUCUGAUGAUUUGCCACACUACAGCAUACACCAACCGGCCACUUCAGCAAGUACACCAGCCUUGUAUCUACACUCAUUGUCCAUUUUAUCAUGUCCCUUUACCAUAUAGGUGCACUUUGUAGCUCCGCAAUUACAGAUUGUAGUACAUCUGCUGUGUCUGAUCUCAUACCGGUCAGUGUCACUGCAGUGCUGAGAAUGAUCCACCACCCAGAUAAUACCUGCUUUGUGGUGGUCUUGUGGGGGUCCUGACCAUUGAAGAACAGAAUAAAAGAGCCUAACAAAGUAUGGAGAGAAACAAAUGGACUACAGUCUGUAAUUGUAGAACUACAAAGUGCACUUAUAUGGUAAAUGAAGCUGAUAAAAUGGACAGUGAGUGUAGAUACAAGGAGGUGUAUUUAAUGAAGUGUCUGGUCAGUGUAGAUGUUAACUUGAAGGCAGAAAAGGCACUGAAUAUGAGUUGUGGCAGUUGAACAUACUUAAGGACCUAUAGGCCUUAUUUGCACACAUGUAUGCAAGUUAUACUACUAUCUAAAAAAGAAUGCUACAGGUGUUGUGAAGAUUUGAACACAGUUCAACACCUUGUGUUUUGUGAAGGUUUGAAAGUUAGUUCCCUAUAUAACUGCUAAUUAUAACCUAACUGUAUGUAUGGGUCUGGUGUAUGGUUAAAAUCCAUUUAUGGUAGUGUGUCAUAAUAUAUUUCUGUGUUUAUCUCUAUUGUGUAUCUCUAUGGACCUGGCAGUGUUUGAUACAUGUUACAAAAUAGCGCAAGCACAAGAUCAGCACUAAAAGAUUUCCCUCAUAUUAUAGAACAUUAUCAACAUUAUGUUGUCAUAUGACUGACAAAUGUUGCUAAAGCUGCAAAAGACAUGCUGCCAUAUUUGGCACAUUAAUUUAGACAGUAAAUUUGUUACUGGUAUGCCAUUUUUUUUGUUUUAUUCAGUAAGUUUUUUAUUUUGAGGCUGGAGAUUCCUCAGAAUGGACAUUGUUUAUGCUCUCUAUAAUUAUUUGUUCUAAAAUAAUAUGGAAUAUGCUGUGUUAUGUUUCAGCAUGUUAUUUAAUUGCUUGUUUUCCUGUGACAAAUGUACCAGAGACCUUGUGGUGUCAAAUGUUGUGGAGUUACAUUUACAUCAGUAAACUGUAAUGUUGAUUACAUCAUGAUGUCCAGCAAGUAAAAUAGUAGCAAACUAACAACAAUAAAUACGCUCUGGCUAUUUUUAAAAUGAA
This is a messenger RNA of Colossoma macropomum (tambaqui), 2952 nucleotides long. RefSeq names its product differentially expressed in FDCP 8 homolog (gene def8). The record is from RefSeq and is a predicted model, not a curated record. Bases 227 to 1549 code for a protein of 440 amino acids. NCBI's taxonomy places the organism in Eukaryota, Metazoa, Chordata, Actinopteri, Characiformes, Serrasalmidae. The transcript is spliced from 12 exons.